CUAUAUAUGUGAUAUUAUAUUGACUCCAUAUGUAUCCCAUGAUGCAAUGCACUAGAUUUAUUGCACUCCUUGACUUAAUUGUUCAGUUUAUGUCUUUUUAAUGCAAAAUUAGAUAAAAAUGCGAAUAACUGUAUGAAAAUGACUGAAUACAGUGCUUCUCAUAUUAUUAGUAUACGACUAAAACUAAAUUUUGCAGGAAGGCAGAUCUCCAGGAGAAGGAUUGAGCUCUAAUUGAAAACUUUCUUUCCGUAGUACACAAACAGUAUUUUGUGUUUGGUUUUAAACUGAGACGUUGCUCUGAUAUUGAUUGCAGACUUCUUCCAUAACACUUCAAAAUCUUUCUUAAGCUUCUUUUAUUCUGUUUUGUGCUCUCACUGUGCAGAAUGUGGGAAUUACUGCUUAAAUAGUAAGUGCUCAAGUCAGAAUGUCUCUCAUUCAUGUCUGCUGUCUAGUAAGAAUAGCUUUAGUGUAUUUAUUUAAGAUGUAUGCUGCCAUCUAGUGCACGUUACAGAGCUGCGCGCUCUUUGUCUUUUGCUGUAUCAGCUGUCACUGAAUCUAUUGAGAUCCCUCAGUUCACCGGACGCAGUUAUCUGACAUAUGACAACAGAGAUAUCCUCAAAAGGGUAUCAGGUUCCAGAACAAAUAUGUUCAUGCGUUUUAAGAGCACGUCUAAAGAUGGCCUUUUAUUAUGGCGAGGAGACAGUCCAAUGAGAGCCAACAGUGACUAUCUGUCUCUUGGCCUUCAAGAUGGAGCGCUCAUUUUCAGUUACAAUCUUGGUAGUGGAGCUGCCACUUUGGUCAUUAAUGGCACAUUUAGUGAUGGCAGAUGGCACAGAGUGAAAGCUGUCAGAGAUGGACAGUCUGGUAAACUAACCGUCGAUGAUUACGGAGCUAAAACAGGCAGAUCUCCGGGUAAGAUGAGACAGCUGAACAUCAAUGGUGACCUUUACAUUGGUGGGAUGAAGGAGAUCGCGUUGCACACCAACACGCAGUACAUGCGAGGUUUAGUGGGAUGUAUUUCUCAUUUCACUCUCGCCACGGACUACCAUCUGUCUCUGGUGGAUGAUGCAGCUGACGGCAAGAACAUCAACACCUGCACCAACUGAACACGUCAAAUACGCCAGCUACAGAUUGCAAACAUCAGUAACUGCGAUCCAAAAACAACAUCAUCAAAAUAACCACAACAAUAUCAGGAACGCUAACAUCACUGUCCCCAGCUGAGAAGCAACAAAUAUAUUUGCAGUUGCAGCCAAAAUGAAUAUAUGCCCCAUUCAAUCCUUCUAAAUGGUCAUAGUUUUUCAAUAAUAAGCUAUAACAUAAUAAAAGAUCCGAACAUUAACCUACAUGUGAUGAAAAGCAUUUAGCUUGUAACAUUAUAUAUGUGGUGAGAAGAGGAUGAUAGUGUUUUCUUGUGAACUUUCCAUUAUACACUAAUUCCUGCACCAACAGCGAGAGUUGGCGUUGUUUUUGUUUAGCUUCUGCACUGUCUGUGUAAUAACGGAAUGGUUUUCAAAGACUUACAGUAGUUGAAUUACAGUAAAUAUGUUAUAAUAUUUCAUAAGCGAGCAUGCAGAUAUUGGAAGGCAAGACCAGCUCAGAGGUUUUUAGUCCAUCAAGCAACAUUUAAUCUUUUAAAGCAUACUGAAUAGUCACAACUAAACAUAUUUAUACGCCAAACUGUGUAUGUUUUCAAAUCUUCAACCCCUUUUUUUAUGGCACUUCUUGUUUUAUUCUCUUCAAGGGCAAAGGUGAGGGUUCAAAUGUAUUUAUAUUUAUAGUAUUUUUUAUACCAUUAAUUGUGAAUUAGUGUUUACUGAUGAAUUUAUAGAUGAAGAUUGGUUGUGAUGAAUAGCGCAGUAAACAUCUCUCUCUUCUGAGGUAAUGUUUGCACUGUGAGUUUUUAGGCUGCUAGUGGUGGAAGGACAAAGUGAUGUUUUUUUCUUUUUGUAUGAGAGGUUUCUCUUUCACAUAUCUGCCUCUCUUUUCCUUCUAGCUACAAACUUUUAUGAAUCCAAAGACUCUUUUAUAUCUAUUCUAGCUCUUUAUUUUUGUUCAUGUAAGUUAAUGGAUGUCUGCAAAAAUUGCAUAUCUCUUAAUUUUUCUGCCUUGAUGUUUUAAAAGCCUAUCAUUUUGCCAUCAAAAAUGUGACUUACUGAUUUUAUUCAUGAAAUAAAAAGACUG
Cyprinus carpio (common carp) is the source of this 2181-nucleotide messenger RNA. RefSeq names its product pikachurin-like. The record is from RefSeq and is a predicted model, not a curated record. NCBI's taxonomy places the organism in Eukaryota, Metazoa, Chordata, Actinopteri, Cypriniformes, Cyprinidae.